Messenger RNA from Acipenser ruthenus (sterlet), 2687 nucleotides. RefSeq names its product pescadillo homolog. The record is from RefSeq and is a predicted model, not a curated record. Gene Ontology annotation, biological process: ribosome biogenesis; maturation of LSU-rRNA from tricistronic rRNA transcript (SSU-rRNA, 5.8S rRNA, LSU-rRNA). The coding region runs from base 165 to 1919 and encodes 584 amino acids. Gene Ontology annotation, cellular component: PeBoW complex; nucleolus. The transcript has 15 exons. NCBI's taxonomy places the organism in Eukaryota, Metazoa, Chordata, Actinopteri, Acipenseriformes, Acipenseridae. Gene Ontology annotation, molecular function: RNA binding.
AAUGACACGGAGCUGAGCGGAGUUUUGAACAGGCGCUAGUGCAGAGAGCUUUUGACCCCGCUGGUCCUGGGAGGAGAGUGUGUCUCCCACGUGUGUAAGUGAUCGGGUUUGCUGGCGGAGUUUGCUAGACCGGCGGAAUUGAAAACCUUCGAUAAACAUCAAAAAUGGGAGGUGUGGAGAAAAAGAAGUAUGAGAGGGGAGCAGCCACCAACUACAUCACCAGAAACAAGGCCCGGAAGAAGCUGCAGCUGAGCCUGGCUGACUUCAGGCGCCUGUGUAUCCUGAAGGGAAUCUACCCCCACGAGCCCAAGCACAAGAAGGUGGUGAACAAGGGCUCCACAGCCCCCCGCACCUUCUACCUGCUCAAGGACAUCAGAUUCCUGCUGCACGAGCCCAUUGUCAACAAAUUCAGAGAAUACAAGGUUUUUGUCAGAAAGCUCCGGAAGGCGUACGGGAAGGCAGAGUGGACAGCGGUGCAGAGACUGAGAGACAACAAGCCUUCCUACAAACUGGACCACGUCAUCAAGGAGCGGUACCCCACGUUCAUUGAUGCCCUGCGUGACCUGGACGACACUCUCUCCAUGUGCUUCCUGUUCUCCACCUUCGCUCGCACGGGGAAGUGCCACGUGCAAACCAUCCAGCUGUGCCGACGGCUCACUGUGGAGUGGAUGAACUACAUCGUCACCUCGCGCUGCCUGCAGAAGGUCUUCCUGUCCAUCAAGGGUAUUUACUACCAGGCAGAUGUUCUGGGGCAGCUUAUUACCUGGCUGGUGCCCUACCAGUUCGCUCACAAUCACCCAACAGAUGUGGAUUACAGAGUGAUGGCCACAUUCACAGAGUUCUACACCACCCUGCUUGGGUUCGUCAAUUUCCGUCUGUACCAGACCCUCAACCUGGCCUACCCUCCCAAGCUGGACAGUAAAGACGAGGCGGAGCUGAGAGCAGAGAAUGAUGAGGAGUACGCCAUGGACUCUGAGAGUUAUCUGGAGAAACUCUCGGCUCUCAGUGCCAGCCUGGCCCGUGUCGUCUCCUCCAGUGAAGAGGAAGAGGUGGAGCUGGAUCAGUUCCCUGCGGAGGGGGAGGAUGUGGAGCAGCUGGAGGCCAGGCAGAAGGAGCAGCUGCAGAGCGAGGCUCACAAGAAGAUCUUCGAGGGCCUCAAGUUCUUCCUCAACAGAGAGGUGCCUCGGGAGCCCCUAGCCUUCAUCAUCAGGUGUUUCGGAGGGCAGGUGUCCUGGGACAAGUCUGUGUGUAUCGGUGGGACCUUCGACGUGACAGAUGAGACCAUCACCCACCAGAUAGUGGACAGACCCAGCCUGGACAAGCAGUACAUCAACAGGUACUAUGUGCAGCCCCAGUGGGUGUUCGACUGUGUCAAUGCCAGUCUGCGGCUGCCUGUUGAGGAUUACUUCGCAGGGGUCACUCUGCCACCCCACCUGUCCCCCUUCGUGGUGGAGAAGGAUGGGGACUAUGUACCGCCAGAGAAGCUACGACUGAGAGCCCUGCAGCGCGGAGAGAAGCCAGAGAAUGCAGAGAGCUCGGAGGAAGAGGAAGAUGAGGAGGAGGAGGAGGACGAUGAGGAGGAGGGAUCUGAGGAUGAAGAUCUGGAUGAGGAAGAGGAGACAGACGAGAGAAACCUGAAGAAGAUGGAGCAGCAAAGAGCACAGGGCAAGGCCCUCCCAGUGAAGGUGACGGCAGGCAAAGUCAAGGCAGAGAACAGGGCUCGCUCCGAGCAGGAGGAGAAGGCUGAGGAGAAGAGGCUCGCCAUCAUGAUGAUGAAGAAGAGAGAGAAGUACCUCUACGACAAGAUCAUGUUCGGCAAGAAGAGGAAAGUCAGAGAGGCAAACAAACUGGCUGCGAAAAGGAAAGUCCAUGAGGAAACGACCAAGGCUGAGAAAAAGAAGAAAAAGGCCAAGAAAUAGAAGAAGGAAUGAACUGUAAGAAUAAGGUGACGGUCCGUGAGGCGGUGGGGGUGGUGUCGUGUUGCACACACACACACACUGCAAAACAUUAUUUUAAACAUGUGGAUUUGAAGCUGCAUGAGAAAUGAGUGGCUUUAUAUCAUAAGCUUGUGAUGAAACCAAACUGUUGUCCAUUUGUCUAAUAGCCUGCCCUAAUAAAAUGAGUAAAAUUCUCAAGAGGAUUAUCGUAGAAGUGUGUUCUCGUAACAGAUGUGUGUGUGUGUAAACCCACAGUGCCCCAGGCUCAACGUUGGUGAUUUUCACUUGCUAACGGGGCAAAUUCAAAGCACAUUCAUUUGAAUCCGUUGAGAGAUGUGAAGAAUUUGCAUUGCUUUUCAUUUAAGUGUUCAGGUAGCAGUGCUUACCUGUCCUACUUUUAGGGAAAUUGAAUCUACUGUACAAACCAUUACUGGAGGUUGUUUUCCGUUCGUGCCUUUUAUUAUGAAACAUUUAUCUACCACACUUAAUUUUGUAUUCUUUUUAUUACAAGUGUAUUUUAAAAGCAUCCCUGCUCAAGAUGUAAAAAGCGUGAUUUAUAGGACAUUGUUGCAUACUAAAAACUGCAACACAGGCUCCCUCCUCUCUCAAGUGUACUAGGAGGUGAAGGGUUAAGUUGGGUGGCAGCCCCAUUGUGGGUUUUGUUUAAAAGUUAAAUCAAUUGUAUUAAAGAAACUGUAUAAAAAAAUAGUUUUUUUCUUUAUAAUGUACGUAAUAAAACUGUUCAAACCA